This is a messenger RNA of Chelonoidis abingdonii (Abingdon island giant tortoise), 4399 nucleotides long. NCBI's taxonomy places the organism in Eukaryota, Metazoa, Chordata, Testudines, Testudinidae. The record is from RefSeq and is a predicted model, not a curated record.
GCUUGCUUGAGCCCGUCAUAGCACAGAGGGCUGGACUUGAUAACUUCUUGAGUUUCCUUGUAGGCCUUCCUUUGUAUUCUUCUAUGCUUUCUUCCAUGCUACUCCUUGCUCCCCAUAAACAUCCAGAGACCUACUUGGUUAGCCCCUUUCCCAUUCCUCCGUCCAACUCCACAGUUCUAUGAAGCUUUCAAACAUGUGACAGUGAUUAGGUGGUUUGUAUGCUGAGACCACUGUCUAUAAGGGUGACAAAUGUCUUAUUGUUUUCUUAUGCUCCCCCAUCACUGUUCAUGGCCAUUGCACCUGUAUUCCCCUCUGUGGUCCAGCAAGGGCACCCACUCUCAGGCUGCCUAGAUGUCACCUCUCUUGAGUAGAAACCUACAUCUCUCUCCUGACUGGGAUCUCCAGGACUCAGAGGAAAGAAAGCUCCUGAUAGGCAGCUAUAUAGCAGGUGAUGGGAUGGUGAGAGAGAUCAUGGAGCAGAAUCCUCAGCAGGAAGACGAUGAAGUGGAGCCACAAGGGUCUUUAUUGCAAAGAUCCAAAGGGAGUGUGUCCAGGACUUGUGAGCAGGGAAAAGCCUGUGAGAGUCACCACAGGCCAGAGAAGCAGCAGGGAAACCAGCCAAUACAGAAAGUUGGUAAAUCUGUUAAUGAUCAGGGAACUCACAAAGGCCACAAGGAAACCACGGUGCAGCAGAGAAUCCCCAUGGAAGAGAGAAAUAAUGCACGUGUUGAGUGUGGGAAAAAGUUCAGUAGGCGCUCGCGUCAUGUUAAACAUGAGAGAAUCCAUAAAGGGGAGAAACCCUAUGAAUGCUGCGAGUGUGGGAAAACCUUCACUAAGCGCUCAACCCUUAUUACCCAUCAGAGGAUCCACACUGGGGAGAAACCAUAUGAAUGUUGUGAGUGCGGGAAAACCUUCCCUCAGCGCUCAACCCUUAUUAGUCAUCAGAGGAUCCACACCGGGGAGAAACCCUAUGAAUGCUGUGAGUGUGGGAAAACCUUCACUGAGCGUUCAAGCCUCAUUGACCAUCAGCGAAUCCACACAGGGGAGAAACCCUAUGAAUGCUGUGAGUGUGGGAAAACCUUCUCUCAGAGAUCAACCCUUACUAACCAUCAAAGGAUCCACACAGGGGAGAAACCCUUUGAAUGCUGUGAGUGCAGGAAAACCUUCACUCGGAGUUCAGCCUUAAUUAACCAUCAGAGGAUCCAUACAGGGGAGAAACCCUAUGAAUGCUAUGAGUGUGGAAAAACCUUUGCUUGGAGCUCAGUCCUCAUUAACCAUCAGAGGAUCCACACAGGGNGUUCUUAUGUUCUUAGAGGAAGGAGCGUGGGGGAUUAUAGUGAUUGGCAGGGCGAGCUGCCUCUCUGUGCCCUUCUCACCUCUCUGAGUGUCCCCACUCAGCUGUCAGAUCUCCAGGACUCAGAGGAAAGAAAGCUCCUGAUAGGCAGCUAUAUAGGUGAUGGGAUGGUGAGAGAGAUCAUGGAGCAGAAUCCUCAGCAGGAAGACGAUGAAGUGGAGCCACAAGGGUCUUUAUUGCAAAGAUCCAAAGGGAGUGUGUCCAGGACUUGUGAGCAGGGAAAAGCCUGUGAGAGUCACCACAGGCCAGAGAAGCAGCAGGGAAACCAGCCAAUACAGAAAGUUGGUAAAUCUGUUAAUGAUCAGGGAACUCACAAAGGCCACAAGGAAACCACGGUGCAGCAGAGAAUCCCCAUGGAAGAGAGAAAUAAUGCACGUGUUGAGUGUGGGAAAAAGUUCAGUAGGCGCUCGCGUCAUGUUAAACAUGAGAGAAUCCAUAAAGGGGAGAAACCCUAUGAAUGCUGCGAGUGUGGGAAAACCUUCACUAAGCGCUCAACCCUUAUUACCCAUCAGAGGAUCCACACUGGGGAGAAACCAUAUGAAUGUUGUGAGUGCGGGAAAACCUUCCCUCAGCGCUCAACCCUUAUUAGUCAUCAGAGGAUCCACACCGGGGAGAAACCCUAUGAAUGCUGUGAGUGUGGGAAAACCUUCACUGAGCGUUCAAGCCUCAUUGACCAUCAGCGAAUCCACACAGGGGAGAAACCCUAUGAAUGCUGUGAGUGUGGGAAAACCUUCUCUCAGAGAUCAACCCUUACUAACCAUCAAAGGAUCCACACAGGGGAGAAACCCUUUGAAUGCUGUGAGUGCAGGAAAACCUUCACUCGGAGUUCAGCCUUAAUUAACCAUCAGAGGAUCCAUACAGGGGAGAAACCCUAUGAAUGCUAUGAGUGUGGAAAAACCUUUGCUUGGAGCUCAGUCCUCAUUAACCAUCAGAGGAUCCACACAGGGGAGAAACCCUAUGCAUGCUGUGAGUGUGGGAAAACUUUCACUGAGCGCUCAUCCCUUAUUAAGCAUCAGAGGAUCCACACAGGGGAAAGGCCCUAUGCAUGCUGUGAGUGUGGGAAAUCUUUCACUGAGCGCUCAACCCUUAUUAAGCAUCAGAGGAUCCACACAGGGGAAAGGCCCUAUGAUUGCAGAGAGUGUGGGAAAACCUUCCCUCAGAGCUCAGCCCUUACUAGCCAUCAGAUGAUCCACACUGGGGAAAAACCAUAUAAAUGCUGUGAGUGCAGGAAAACCUUCCUUCAGCACUCACACCUUAUUAGACAUCAGAAGAUCCACACAGGUGAGAAAUCCUAUGAAUGCACCAAGUGUGGGAAAUUCUUCCAUCAAAGCUCAGCCUUUAUUUAUCAUCAGAGAAGCUGCAAGAGAGAGAAACACCAUAAAAACCUUGGUGCCAUCUUGACACAAAGGGAUGCUGCCUCCAGAAUGACCUGUCUCAGAGUGAUGGAGCUGUGGGGAACACCCUUCCAAACAGCAAAGCCUCGGUUCCCACUUUCCAAACCUGAUGUCAUCUUCCAGCUGGAACGAGGAGAAGAGCCGUGGGCCCUAGAUCUCCAGGGCUCAGAGGAAAGAGAGAUCCUGAGAAGCAGUUGCAUGGCAGAUGAGGGGAUGGUGAGAGAGACCGUGGAGCAGACGCCUCAGCAGGAAGAGGAGCAAGUGGAAGCGUGUGGGGCGUUGUUGCAAAGAUGCAAAGGGAGUGUGUCCAUGAGUUGUGAGCAGGGAAAAGGUUCUCAGGGGCAGCACAGGCCAGAGAAUUGGCAGGGAAACCAGCCAGCACAGAAAGUUGGAAUAUCUGUUAAUUAUCGGGAAACUCACAGAGGCCUCAAGGACGCCACAGCCCAGCAGAGAAUCCUUACAGGAGAGAGAAAUAACACAGGCUUUGAGAGUGGGAAAAAGUUCAGGAGGCGCUCACACCAUCAGAGAAUCCACACCGGAGUGAGACCCUAUGGAUGCUGCGAGUGCGGGAAAACCUUCACUGAGCGCUCAACUCUUACUCGCCAUCAGAGGAUCCACACAGGGGAGAAACCCCAUGAAUGUUGCGAGUGCGGGAAAACAUUCGCUCAGCGCUCACACCUUAUUUGCCAUCAGAGGAUGCACACAGGGGAGAAACCCUAUGGAUGCUGUGAGUGCGGGAAAACCUUCACUCGGAGCUCAGGCCUUAUUCGCCAUCAGAGGAUCCACACAGGGGAGAAACCUUAUGGAUGUUGUGAGUGCGGGAAAACCUUCACUGAGCACUCGCACCUUAUGUGCCAUCAGAGAAUCCACAGAGGGCAGCGCCCCUAUGGAUGCUGUGAGUGUGGGAAAACCUUCACUCAGCAUUCAAAUCUCAUUGCGCAUCAGAGGAGUCACACAAGGGAGAAACCCUAUAAAUGCUAUGAGUGUGGGAAAACCUUCUCUUGGCACUCUGCUCUUAUAAAACAUUGGAGGAUCCACACAGGUGAGAAACCCUACAAAUGCCGUGAGUGUGGGAAAACCUUCAUUGACAGCUCACACCUUACUUGCCAUCAGAGAAUCCACACAGGGGAGAAACCCUAUGGAUGCUGUGAGUGCGGGAAAACCUUCGCUCGGAAAUCUGGCCUUAUUACGCAUCAGAGGAUUCACACAGGGGAGAAACCUUAUGAAUGCCGUGAGUGCGGGAAAACCUUCCAUCACAGCUUUUCUCUUAUGUAUCACCAGAGAAGGUGCAAGGGAGAUAAACACCAUGAAAAUCUUGUCUAGGACUCAGGAUUUUUUUCCCCUCCUUUUCUUAAUUCAAAGUAGUGAACUUUAAGGCAGCAUUUGUGGCAUCUCAGCUCCCUCACCACUGGAUACAACCUCCAUCACUUUUCCUAGUCUAACCAAUUUUGGAGCAUCACGUUUAUACUUUUCCUCCCACUGCAGUGAUUGUUAGUCACCAGGUUCCCUCAUUAGGGACAGAUUGCCUCGUUCCCAGAUUGCACUGGGUUCUGCUGAAUAGCAGUUGGGUCUUGUACCCUUUUUCCUCGAUGUAAAUAUAACAGAGAAGGAGCGGGGAUAGAGAGUGUGAUGAAGUGGGGAUUUUCCCUUA